Messenger RNA from Closterium sp. Naga37s-1, 1578 nucleotides. The record is from the annotation of a GenBank genome assembly. NCBI's taxonomy places the organism in Eukaryota, Viridiplantae, Streptophyta, Zygnematophyceae, Desmidiales, Closteriaceae.
AUGGUCGCCGCGUCACAAAACAAGGAUGCUCGUCUGCACCACAGCUACGCGGCGAGACACCUGGAGCAGGAGAUGUGCGCCGUCGGCCAAACACUGUUGUGGCUGCACUUCGUUUACGACCAGCUGAGCCAGUCGCCCACCUCUCGACUUGUGCCACCCCUCGAUUUCAGUACUCCGUACAUGUGGUACGACAAGACACAAAAACAGCUGCCGCCUUCAUCUCAUUCUCGUAUCACGCAGGAGAUGUGGCGGAUGAACAAGAUCUUCAUCACGCGCAACACCCACGCCGCCCGGGCUGGAGGGGUACAGGAGCUGGCCGACGAUGGCGUUCCGCGAUCUGACAUCGCCGACUUGGGCCACUGGGCGCUCGACAAGCUUGCGAAGAGCUACAUCAUGACCAUCCCGAAGGCGGCGGUGUUGCGAAAGGCCGGCUACACGGGCAAGCGCAGCGACUACCACCUCGGCCGCAGCAUGAUAAAGCCCGACGACAAGGUGGUGGCCCUCAUCGCCCAGCAUUUCUUUCCGUGGGCGGAAGCGGAACUGGCCAAGGCGGAAAAGUGUGCCACGGGGAGAGAACCCAACACGGCCGGGGUGCACUUCCUGCAAUCGCUCAUCGAGUUCGGCCGCCGCAUCGUCGCCGAGGAUCUUGCGUGCAUGCUGAUGCGCGAGCCGUGGCACCCGUACGUCCAGAGUUCGAAGCUCUGCCGCGACCCCGACUUCCAGAAAUGGGCCAAGGACGUCAACUGGAUGGACCUCGAAACCAUCGCCACGCGCCGUACUCCGAGCGAGAACCCCCAAGAGGUCGACCAGCUCACCAUGAUGCUGCACCGCCAGAGGGAGGAUGCCGCGGUCGAGAAGCUUGAGAUGCAGAAGAAGUUGGAGGAGAAGGACGCGGAGAUCGCGAGGUUGAUGCAGGCUCUCAAGCUGGCCGAGGCACGGCCGACGCCGACUGCGCCGGCGCCGUCAAGGCCGAUGACUGACGCCGAGAAGGCAGCGGCCGUCAAGAUCGAGAAGGAGCAGGACGAGGACCUCACGUACGAGGUCGAGAAGGCCGACAAACCCGCAGCGUCGGCGAAGUCGGCGAAGAGCUCUCGUGGCCGAAAAGCGCCGACCGACGAUUGUCCCACGAUCGAGGUAGGAGAGACGGGGAAAAACGAUGCGCUGCAGAACUCCACGCGCCGGAUGAAGCGGAUCAUGGAAACCGUGUACCUCUUGCGGCGGAGCGAAAACGACGCUGACACCACCGCCGUGGUCAAGCUACUCGACCACCUGGGGCGGGCGGGUCUUUCUAUUUUCAGCGACGCUCUCGUGGUCCUCCGUGCAACCACGCCCAUGAAGGUCCCCACCACAGCCGACGGAAAGCCGACCGGCAUCAAGGGUCUGGACAAGCCGCAGUACAGGAAGCUGGCAGUUGCGUGGGGCGUUGUCUCGGCGGGCUACGCCGACCCUGACUGGGGAAAGGAGAUCUUCGGCGACUUGUGGGAGGAGCAGGCCGAGAAGGUCGGCUUGGAGGCCGAGGCAACCGUGGGAGCAAGGGCGGAGAGCUCUUGCGCUGGGAAACGCAAGAGGGCGGGCUGA